Molecule: messenger RNA, 2537 nt
Organism: Macrobrachium nipponense
Lineage: Eukaryota; Metazoa; Arthropoda; Malacostraca; Decapoda; Palaemonidae
Product: protein SpAN-like
Exons: 15
Coding region: 1-2217 (738 amino acids)
Biological process (GO): proteolysis
Molecular function (GO): metalloendopeptidase activity; zinc ion binding
Source: RefSeq, a predicted model, not a curated record
AUGGCGUAUAAUCAGCCCACAAUAUUUGCUCUCGUCCCACAGAUCGGGACUACUGAAUUUGAGACUCCGAUUCCCUUCACCCUGAUAGACGAUGAAAAUGAGACGUUAACUCCAAAACCAAUCAUCUUAGAUAAGAGGGCGCGGGGUUUUGAAGAGCUGAAUCCCACCCACGUGGAAGGAGAGGAACUGUACCAGAGUGAUAUAAGAUUGACUCCCGAGCAGAGGGUAGAUCUGGUCCAGAGGAAGGCGAUCAUCUUGUCCCAGAGCUACCGCUGGCCAGUUGGCACAGACGGAUUCGUCCAUGUUCCUUACGUUUUUGGUGACUCCAAUGUCGACCGCACAGCAGUCUUGGCUGGCAUGGCUCAUUGGGAGGAACGAACCUGCAUCAAAUUCGACGAAGCCAAUGACCAAAAUCAGCCCCACUUGCGAUUCAUCCUUGGGUCGGGAUGUUGGUCCUACAUUGGACGAAUGUGGACCUGGGCUGGCCAAGACAUCUCCAUAGGUUCUGGAUGUACUGGGCUGGGCACAGUUGCUCAUGAGAUCGGUCAUGCAAUGGGCUUUUUUCACGAACAGUCACGAAAUGACCGUGACUCGUAUGUUGCCGUAAACACGGGCAACAUCAUCUCUGGAAGGGAGCACAACUUCGACAAAGCCGCAGAUACGGAGGUUUCAAAUUAUUCCGUGCCUUACGAUUACUCUUCGCUGAUGCACUAUGGUGGGGCGUACUUCACCAAAAAUGGACACCUGACCAUAUCCACUAAAUACCCACUGGCUCAAGAAUUAAUUGGUUCGAGGAGCGGUCUUAGUCAUCGAGACACCUUACUAGCAAAUCGCAUGUACCCGUGUAUUGAUAAGUGGGUGGCUGACUGUGGCUUAACUAGCGAUCCCUGCCAAAAUGAAGGGUACCUGGGCUCUUCAUGCAGUUGUGUGUGCCCUUCUCAUACAAGUGGGACAUAUUGUGAAAACAUCAUAGGAGACUACUAUGAUACGGUGGUAAGCAGUUGUUCUGAGACAAUCACCUCUGAAACCACGGUAUCCUCUCCCAAUUACCCAUCGAAUUACGAUUCCUCCCUUCAGUGCAUCAAAUGGAUCCGGGCACCUACCUGCUAUCGUGUGAGGCUCACUGUAAAUGAUUUCCGGAUGUACUCCCAAGUCACUUGCUCAGAUGGUACUUCAUGCUGCUACUGGGACGGAUUGGAGAUCAGAACUGGAAAUUUAUAUGAUGGCGCCUGGUACUGUGGACAGAUGAUCUCCCCAGGUUCAGUCUUCCUCUCUGACAGCAACCAAAUGAUCUUAUUCUUCAAGACAACCACCAGCUACUACAAGGGUUUUCAAGGCAACAUAGAAUUCGUGCAAGAUCCAUCGUGCACAGUUCCGACUACUACUACUACCACAACUCCAACUACUACUACUACUACUGAAGCUACCUCCACCACCAUAACUCCAACUACUACCACAACCACCACCGCAGCUACAACAACAACAACCCUGUCUUCAAGCACAGCCUCCCCCAAUACUUGCCAGCUUGAGAACUACAAUGGGAUACACUACUGGACUUCACCAAACUUUGGCCAAGGGGACUAUCCUAACGAUGCCUUCUGCAACAUGAGUGUCUCAACCGCAAGACCUGCAAUGGCUUUGCUUACCUUCAGUCCAUUCCAACUACAAGGCAAAGUAAAGAGAUCGUGCCGAGAUUUCGUGUCGUUCACAUACCCUUACGAUGUCCAGAAAGUGUUUUGUGGCGAUAGAACUGGCAAGAAGCAGAAACUACCAUAUUUCUCUUUCCGUGGAAUGUUUCGUAGCAAUGGUGCCAUCACAGAUGCUGGAUUUAAUAUCAGCAUGCAGCAAAAGGACACAUCUUGUCACAAAGUAAUCAGCUUAACCUCUUUGGGAGAAUCUGGAAUAUUCAAGACUCCGCGGUACCCUAAUGUUGACAGGAAUCGAAGGAGGAUGUGCGAAAUCUGGAUUAUUGCGCCGACAUCUUAUCGAGUGCGUUUGGAUUUCCUAGGAUUCGACCUAAAUGAUCCCUGCAAAUCCAACAAUGUGGUGAUCAACCCAAAUGGAGACAGGGAAUACCGAAAAGCAACGGGAUCAACCCGACAUUGUGGGACUACCCUACCACCACAGAUAUUUUCCAUUCAGAAUGAAAUAGACCUUGUCUAUCAAGCCAGCCAACGUAACAGAGGAUUCAAAUUACAAUAUACUGUUGUGGUGUAAAGAUAAACUUUUUCAGGUUAAUAGUAAGCAUCUCUUCAAUGUACUAGGGAGCUUGAUUCUGUUGGAGAAUCUUGACUUGAACUGGAAUGACAUUUUAACUGUAGACCCAAAUGUCUAGUAAAUUGUGCCAUGUCAGAUGGAACAGGAAUUUCAGUGUCUGUAGUACUUGAUAAAACUUUCUUUUAUUUUUGAGAAAAGGAUAACAUCUUAACAAAGAUUUAUUCUUGUCUAAAGGUGAGCUGAACAAAGCUUAAUCAGAAUAAAUGCGCAUUUCUGAAUAGUAAGAACUAAGAAACAAUAAAAGUUUUUGAAAUGCAAAA